AUUCUUGUAGGAAAUGACCCAAUGAAAAGCGCCAGAGGCGUACACUGAAUUUCACAGUAAGGAGCGGGAACUUGAAAGCGGGAAAGACUCGCAGUUUGUUUGUUAUGGAAAUGUAAAUUCGCUGUUCCCAAGCGGUUUUGCUGAAAUGCGAGAGAGAACAAAGAAGACAUGAGACUUUACAUCCGUAACAAAGAAAAAUAUGAUCCUUCAAAGGCUGGCAAGGCGUUGGUAUUUGUGGAAUUUCCAGAUCCUCGCGUGUUUUCAGUUGGGCAAGUGAAGGAGGAAUUCAAAAAGAAAGCCAGGGCGGCAAAAAUUGACUCUUUGUAUUUCCGUCAAGAUGAUGGUUCCUAUGAGGUCUUAGCUGAUGACCGGACCAUAGGCUUCUACAAUAUACAAGACAAUGCUGUUCUGGAAACAACAAGCAAUCCUCUUUGGGCUGCUACCAUCUACUAUAGAUUGCGGGAAGUGGAAAGAGAUGCUGCCAAUCGUGCAGAUGAUCCAAGGGCUGCUAGAGGAUUGGAGCAGUCAUUGAUUCAGAAGUUUAUGGCAUUGGGUAUUCUCUUUAAUGGAGGAAACAAUCAUGAAAGGCAACAGCCUCCAUACUUUGAAGAGUUGGACCAGCUAUUUGAACAUCUUCAAACUGCAGGCAAAAAGCCAGUCCACAUGUCCCAACAAACCUUGGAUACCCUGCAACAACUAAAAGAUGAGUAUGAACAAAACGACAUCCAUGAAAAAGACUCCAUUGGUCACUUUGUUCGUAGACAGGCUGUGAAAUUAGGACUUACUGCAAAUGAAUCAAAUGGAAAUGGUGAUGACCACAGUAAUGGAGAAGUGCAGAGACCUCAGGGUGCAGUCACCAGAGGUGGAAGAGGAAGAGGCAGCAACAGGGGUAAAAGGCCUAGUGGAGCUGGCAGAGGUGGCAGGAGAGCACCUCAGAAGCAAAGGAUGUGUGAAGACUGUGAGGAGAAUGCAGCUACUCAGUUCUGUGCUGACUGUCAACCACCAUUGGUUCUGUGUGAUAACUGUGCACUUGUGCUACACAGGGGAGUCACAAGAAGAAAUCACCAGUUGAAAGAUGUCUCAGAAGCACCUGCCCCUGCAAAGGGCUACACACCUAAGGCAUACAGAGCACCAUUUGCCAUGCUAGUGGCAUUUCAUAGGGCUUCUAAUGAAGUUCCCAGCAAAAUGAGUUUAAAUGCAGAAGACCUUAAAUCCAGAGCUCAACCUCUAACAAACACAGAUUUGGAAAUCAAACAGGGAAGAUGGUUUGGAGGCUUUGACUCACUUGAAAAUGCCUUGAUGAAGAAUGAGCUUGUACAAAAGGAAGCAGAAAUACCAAAGUAUUCUCUUGUGGAAAAGGGCUUGCCCUUAGCUGCAAGGUGCUCAGAAUUUGAUUAUGCUGUUCAGAAUCUCACUCAGUCAGCCUCAGUUCCAACCAUACCAGUCAUGGCAGCAAGGCCAGUAUUCAGAAAUCGCCAAGUGUGCUUGUUAGUUGACAGUGAAGAACCAUUGAGGGAGCGUUUUGUUAGAGUGGCACUACAGAGAGGACUGUCAGCAAAAACAAGAAAGCUCCCUGUGGGAGAUUUCCUGUGGGUUCUGCUUCCUCCUGGAGUGAAUCCUGACACAGUCAGAGAUAUGCCAGAACAGGAACUGGUUCUUCCCAUGCUUGUAGAGAGGAAAACAUGGGAUGACUUGUGGUCUAGUCUCAAGUCCACAAGAUUUGUGAAUCAAGUUCACAGAAUGAAGAAUUGUGGUUUAGAGAAUCUUUUCUAUUUGGUGGAGGGUAGUCCUAAAGAGCUGAAAGGAAACCCAGGGCCUGAGGUGGAGAGUUUUCUGCAGGACAAAAUUGACAGUCUACUUUUAGAGGAUCAGUUUCUUGUGAACCGCACUGGCUCAUGGCUCAAAACGGUGGAAUGGCUUUGUCAUUUAACUAACAUGGCCAUAGAAGCUCUGCUGUCAGAAAGAAGUCCCAGUUUAGUGACAUACAGUGAAUUUUCGAAGGGAGGGAAAUCAAAAAGGUGCCUAACCACUGUUGCUUCAACAUCAGCUGUUCCAGCUACUUCCACUGUUUGGUCAGCAACUGAGUUUACAGAUAUUAUAAGAAGUCAUAGUCAUGGUGGAAAUGAGCUCCACAAUCUCCCUAUCAGCUGCAAAAAAGAAAGAUCUUUAAUUGUGAUCCAAGGCCUUACUCUUUAUAAUAAGCAAUGUCACAAGCUACUGGACAAAGUACUUGCUGACCUCUUGGAGAACUCACAUCAAACUGCUGAAGCAUGUGUUCAAAGACAUCUCCAGGGUGUCACAGACCAGCUGAUUCAUGAGGAUGUUCCACAGUGGUACAUUCUUUGGCUACAGGUUUUUAAAGGAGUGAUAGUGCGUAGAACAGACACUGAGGAAGAGUCAGCAGAAAUUUUGGGGAAGUUUUAUCAAACCUCAACAGGUGGUGAAGAUGCUCCUCUUCCAUUUAACGAUGAAAGUGGUCAUAUUAUUGGACAAAAGGAGGAAGGGCUGCCUGAGGAUGACCUCAUGUUCGCUACGGAUUCUCAAGAAGAAGAUGCAAUGAUCCGCCAGGCUUUAAGAGCAUCACAGUAUAGAGAUAAGACUCCAGGGGAAGUCUUACACUCUUCCUUGGUUAGACCCCCUAGCAGCUCCACAACAAAACCAUCAGUUGAGCAGAUGACUUCCAGCAGUUCAGACCAUGGAUUGCAGCCAUUUUUUCUGGAUUCCAUGAAUGAAAGGGAACAGCUUGAUUUAGCUAUGCAACUCAGCAAAGCAGAAAAUGAAGCAGGUCCAUAUCACAGUGGACACAUUCUAGGUCAUGGUGAAUCCUCUGCCAAAACAUUAGGAACAAGCUGUGCAUUAGAACAACACUCACACCCUCCUGUUAGGCCAAGAACUAAGAAUGAUGUACGUAAAUCAACACAUACAACUGUUUAUGAUAGCAAGAUAGAGAGUGAUGGUACAAAUGAUGAACUUGAGGAAGCCUUGAAACAAAGCUUGGAAGAGUUUCAAAACAUGAAACAAAAACAGGUUGAUAGGAGCCUCAUGUCUGCUUCAAUCAAUGACCUGGAGAAAGCUUUGGAACUGAGCAGAUUGGAAUAUGGUCCGCCAAGGAACAACAUAGUGCGACAACCAGGUAAUACAGGUGGCCCAUCUGACAUGGAUGAAGAGCUUCAAAGAGUAUUGGAAUUAAGUAAGCUGGAGGCUGAAGAAAAGAGACAAAAGGAUCACUGUGUUGAUAUGGCUGAUGCACACAGAGCUUUGCAAUUAAACCAAACAGAGGUGCAGCAAUCAAAAAAAAGAGAAAGUACCAACCAAGAGCAAAGCAGAAAAGAUACCACAAGAGGUUGUGACAAUAACCUACAAAGAGCCGUAGGACAAAGCAGAGUGGAAUAUGAGAAAUGCAGUUCAGAUGCUGUGAUAAGUUUGAAUGAAGAGAGUCAACCAAAGGCAAAUAUUACUCCAGAUGACAGAGAACUAGGAAAAGAUCCUGUAUCCAAACAUGAUGAAGAUUUGGCCAAAGCCUUAGAAAUAAGCAGAACAGAUUCUGAGCAUCAGGCAUGGAAUGACAAGGCAAAACAAAACAGUUUAGUGAAGAGCACAGUGCAAGAUUCACAGAUAGAGGAUGGUGUAGCAAAAGCAUUGGAACUGAGCAAAACAGAAUACAGAAAGUCUGAAGACAGCACUGGUUUGCUCCCUAUGCUUGGAAACAAAGAACAAACUGAGGACAAAGAUCUUGAAAGGGUCUUAAAGCUAAGCAGAAUUGAGUAUACCCAAUCCACCAAUUAUAGUCGGGAUGGGAAGCAGAAAGACUCUGAUUCAGAUAUAACUAUUUUAGAAGAAAGUGUUCAUGAUGUUACCCCAAGGGAAAGAAAUGUACCUGCUCUAAAACUGAACUGUCCUUCAACUGCAGUGAAGGAUCCACUUUUGCUUGAUGUUGAUGACAAUGAUGUUGUUCCUUCUAGUGUAACCUCUGAAUGGGAUCCAUAUAAUGAAAGUCGGGAUAUGUUUAAUGCAUUGGAUCAUGCCACACCAGUGGGAAGCUCAAAGUGUUCUGCAAUUUUGCUAGAUUCACAGGAACUUGAUGAUUCAGAAGACCUUCCAGUUGAAGACAUUACCAAAACUAACAGGAAACAGCUAUUCCUUUUAGAAGAAGAAAACAGCAUUGAUGAUGAUUUUGCAUAUGCAUUAAAAGUCCAAGAAGAGCUGAAUAAACAAGUUAAGAGUGCCGAUAAUCAGCACAACAUACCAAGGGCAACUGGUCAUGAGCUUGAAGACCAACUCACUUGUUAUCGCCAGUCACAGAAAGAAAAAUAUGGUACAGUCUCUGGGAAGGGAGACAAAUUGUCACGUGGACUUGAUUUCAGGAGAAAUGUGGCUGCAAUUGCAUGUGGCAAACCAGUGCAAAUUGGUAUUGCUAGUCCCAUUAGUAGGUCAGGUCAUUCUCAAAGGAAGCAGGAUUCACACAGGGUUCUUGGCAAUAAGUCAUCUCCUGCUAGCAGAAUCGAAAGUGGCGAAUGUGAUUAUUCUCCUAAAAAGCAGGGUCCCCACAAAGAUGAAGUAUAUCUCGUAAGGGAUGAUGAGGAAAGAUGUAGAGCAGCUGGUUACACAUCAAGGAGUAUGAUGAAAAGUAGUGAUGAGAGGUCAUUUGCCUCCCAGUCAGGAACUACAGCAUCUCCAAGGCNUAUUGACCAUCAUCUAAAGUUCAUUCACCUUCUGUUACACCUUCACAAUCAAGAGAUUCAUGUCAUUUUAAAAGCAGCUGUGACAAGCCAAUGGGACCAAAGUGUGGAGCUUGUGGAGAAGUGGGACACAACAAAAAUUCAAAAAUGUGCUCUCAUUACUUCUCCCCAGAGGCUGUUCAAAGACGAGAGCGCUAUAAUCCUGAAUGAUGAACAAUCAAGGAAGAGGAAAGCAAGGAAAGAGGAGGAAGAAAGAGACUUAACUGAUCGUCUGGGUGCAUUGGCUGCUCAAAGAUUGGUAAUGGAGGAACGAACUAGAACCAUAGGUGAACAACUAGAUGAGCUAAGAAGACAAUCUGAAAACCUGGCAAACACCCAAAAGAUGGUAGAGGAUAUCAACCCUCAGCAGCACCAUCUGCUUGUCUACACAAGACUGUCCACAGUGGAUUGUGAUGGCUUCAAGGUUUCAAAUAACCUAAAGGCCAAAGAGCCUGGUGUCUUACCGACUUGGAGAGUGUGUUAUGAGAACAACAGCAAAAUGCAACUGAUAGUGCCAAAGGCUGGUAGCAACUGGUUUUUAACAACUAUUGUGUUGUUAGUUUUGAAGUUGUUAUUUGAAGGUACAGCACAAACUGGCAACUUGUUGAAAGAAUGUUCAUGUAGAUGUCUCAUUUUGAUGGUAUUGUUUCUAAUGCAGCCAUCAUCUAAAGUUCAUUCACCUUCUGUUACACCUUCACAAUCAAGAGAUUCAUGUCAUUUUAAAAGCAGCUGUGACAAGCCAAUGGGACCAAAGUGUGGAGCUUGUGGAGAAGUGGGACACAACAAAAAUUCAAAAAUGUGCUCUCAUUACUUCUCCCCAGAGGCUGUUCAAAGACGAGAGGAACAAUCAAGGAAGAGGAAAGCAAGGAAAGAGGAGGAAGAAAGAGACUUAACUGAUCGUCUGGGUGCAUUGGCUGCUCAAAGAUUGGUAAUGGAGGAACGAACUAGAACCAUAGGUGAACAACUAGAUGAGCUAAGAAGACAAUCUGAAAACCUGGCAAACACCCAAAAGAUGGUAGAGGAUGUAAUAAAACGGAAAAGAAAGCGGUAAAGGGAGUGGCAGCAACGAAGGCUAAAAUAAGUCAGCAUUCAACCAAUAUGAAAAGAAGUAUUUUAUUACUGUAUGAUGAGCACAGUACUGUUAUCUUCAUUGUUAUCAACUUAUAUGCGUUUGUUCACUUGUUCCAGUUUCUUUUGUUAGCAAUCAAAUUGUUAGUUGUUGGUAACUUCAAUAUUGCCAUGAACUGCACAGUGCCAAACUGUUGCAAAUUAAUAUGUCCUGUUUUCAAGGAAUUUGUAUCAAGUCUGUAUAUACACCAUUCAAUAAUAGUUGACUACUUACCAUCUUUAGAGAAUGUAGAUUUUUAAUGAAAUGAAAUGUUAUAAUUUUUACUACAGGAAAAAAAAACAUAAAACUAUUCUUGCAUGUUUCAUUACAUUUUGUAAGUUUUAUUUCAUAUGUAUAAUUUAAAAGGGGGAAAAUAUUUUAAGAUUAAUAAUACUUUCAUAUGUUUUAAAUGCCAAUAUGCAAGGAAAAGUAGUGUUGUUGUUAAAUGAAAACUAGUACAAUAGUGGGCAACUUCGUAUCAAAAUAUAUAUGCUACCCGGCUUCCUUUCUUGUCACUCUGGCUUGGCAUCCUUCAAUCUUACUGCAUUUCCUCACAAAACAAACAAAAACUCCAUUGUCAAAGGUUAAUGUGCAUAGUAAAGGGUAAAUUGCAUGGAGUAGUGAUGUAAGUGCCUCAAUAAAAGACUUGAAAGAAAGACAAAACAAGGUAACACAUAUACCUCAUGCAACUAGCUGUCUUUCAAGUCUUGUUUUUAUUGCUCUGUUCCUGUUCAUGUUCCAAUCAUAUAUAGCCUUUGUAUGUCUAGCUACAGCUGUAGUUGAUGAAAAAUUCAUGAAUAUUAUUUUAGCCUUGUAACCUGAUCAAUAAAAAUGCCAAAAAGA
This is a messenger RNA of Orbicella faveolata, 6669 nucleotides long. RefSeq lists its product as uncharacterized. Gene Ontology annotation, molecular function: 3'-flap endonuclease activity; crossover junction DNA endonuclease activity; DNA binding. Gene Ontology annotation, cellular component: Holliday junction resolvase complex; nucleus. Lineage: Eukaryota; Metazoa; Cnidaria; Anthozoa; Scleractinia; Merulinidae. Gene Ontology annotation, biological process: DNA catabolic process; mitotic intra-S DNA damage checkpoint signaling; resolution of meiotic recombination intermediates. The record is from RefSeq and is a predicted model, not a curated record.